Molecule: messenger RNA, 966 nt
Organism: Ichthyophthirius multifiliis
Lineage: Eukaryota; Ciliophora; Oligohymenophorea; Hymenostomatida
Exons: 3
Biological process (GO): regulation of cytosolic calcium ion concentration
Cellular component (GO): neuron projection; nucleus; synapse
Molecular function (GO): calcium ion binding
Source: RefSeq, a predicted model, not a curated record
AAAAUAAAAAUUAAAUAAAAUAAAAUAAAUAAAAAUGAGAGGUUCAAAUUACGGAACUGUAUAAUAUUCUUAAUAAGUAUACACAACUUCUGGUCCUUAAGUAACUGAAUAUUCUUAAGUCUAUACAAGCGGAAGUAAUACUUAAAUUCGUCCCCAAGCCUAGUACCAAUACACAAAUAUACCUGGUCAAGCUUACGAUUAAUCAUAUUAAGGAAUAUAUGAUGGAGAAUAAGUAAAAAGAGCUGGAAAAUAAGGAGGAUUCCAAUAAAUAGGUUCAGCAGUCCCCCUUGGUGCUUUAACUGAUCCUGAUAAUGCUAAAGCUGUAGCUAAGAGACUUUUUGAAUAAUAUGAUAGAUCAAGAAAAGGAAGAAUCGAUGCAAAUGAUAGCCUUUCUAUGAUAUAGGAUACUUACAAAUAUUUAAAUACUUAAAUAAAUUUGAAUAUUGAUUAUUCAAAUUCUUAUUAGAGAGUAAUUGAUACUAACGGAGAUAAAUAAUGCACAAUAGAAGAUAUAGAAAACUUAUGUAUGAAAUAUUUAUGUGGGGCUGAAACGAAAUAAUUUGGCGGUGGUGAGAAAGUCAAAAGAGCAGGAAAAAAAUAAUAUCCUUAAGAAAUUGAAACUAAAUUGAAUGUCGCGAGAAGAUUAUUCAAGAAAUAUGAUUAAGAUGCUGGUGGUUAUUUAGAUAGAAAUGAAAUCAAUGAACUCAUUAAAGAUACUUAUAAAGAAAUGGGAAUGGCUAACUUUGCUCCUUCUUAAGCUGAUGUUGCUGUUUGGUUAGAUAUGGCUGAUCUUAAUAGAGAUAACUAAGUUAGUUAAGAUGAAUAUGAAGAUCUUGUUAUUAAAUCUUUGGUUAAAGCUGGAUUUAAAAUUGAAAAUGCUAAUAUCGUUUUUUGAUUAUUAUUUUUAUUAUUUAUAUUCGAUCUAUAUAUGUAUUUGUUUGUUUUUUUUGCUUUUUUUUAUUCCGU